UAGGAGCGUGGACCGGACAACCAUGAACUGCCAAAAGCACGAGUGCUGCUGCAUCACCGGCUAUAAAGCGACCCACCUCUCUCUCUCUCUCCUCUCAUCAGCUUCUCUCUCACUCUAAAAUCUUGUCAAUUUCCUUCAACUCUCACUCCCAAGAUCUACACCCUUGUUCUUUUCCCCUCUCUCUCUCUCUCUCUCUUUCUCUCUCUCUCAAGAUCUACCCCUCUAACUCUUUCUCUCUCUCUACUCAUCACUAGCAAACCUCCCAACUCUCCCUCUCUUUCUCUCUCUCUAUAUAUAUAUAUACACACACACACAUUCUGUCUACUUCUCAGAUCUCCGCCGUAUCUCAUGGAUCUAGAACCUCACCCGCAUUGUCGUCUCUAGGCUAGGGUUUAACGACCUCAUGCUUCUCUGGCCCCGCUCUACCACUCAAAGCCAUGCAAUUCCUUGUUUUGAACGGAGGAGGUGGUGACGAACGCGGCCGACGCGGGCCGGAGCUUCACCGGAACCCUAUAAUCCUCCGGCGGGACUCCGUCGAAGCGCUCGGUCUUGGAUUCUGACAAUGGUGUGCGCGAAUCGCAUUCCGAAGAGUGAAGAUGCCAACUCUCUCGAUGCGUCGUCGUUUUCUCCUUGUUGUUCUGUUCACUCUGGUUUCUUCUAACUUCGGGAGGUCUAUGUCAACGAGUGGGUCAUUUUCUCCAUCAGAAGCACCCCAUAUGCCCUGGUUCAAGCCUUCUUCCGAACCACCGUCUAUACCUGAUCCUUCUCCAUUGUAUCGAGGUCCUGUUGCUGGUCCUAGCACUAGCACCUUCCCAAGAAAUCAUCGCCACCAUCGUCAUCUGGAACCCAUUUCAGUCACUCCAGCCCCCUCUACAACACCGGGUUGUGGUCAAAUAUGUGUGGAGCCACUAACUUCAACUCCCAUUGGUUCCCCAUGUGGUUGUGUCUUUCCGAUGAAAAUUAGACUUCUUUUGGAUGUAUCACUCUAUGGUAUCUUUCCUUUGGUUAAUCACCUCGAGAUUGACAUUGCAGCAGGCACAUAUCUUAGACAAAGCCAAGUGGUAAUAAUUGGUGCCAGUGCAGAUAGUCAGAAUCAGGGAAGAACAGUGGUGGACAUUAAUUUGGUGCCUUUGGGGGAGAAGUUUGAUAAUACCUCUGCUUUGUUGACUUAUGAGAGAUUCUGGGAGAAGAAGGUGCCUCUAAAUAAGACGCUUUUUGGCAAUUAUGAAGUGAUGUCUAUCAGUUAUCCAGGGCUUCCUUCUUCACCGCCGUUUGAUGGUUAUGCCGGUAAUGGUCCUACUGGAAGUGCUGGAAAUCAGCAAUACCCUAUUACCGCAGAUUUUGUCAACAAGAGCCAGAAGAUGAAUGCUAGACUUAUUUUCAUCAUUUCCUUUUCUGCAUUAGUAGUCUUGGUGGUUUGCUGUGGAGCAGUUUCUAUCCUCUUAAGGUGGAGGAAGGUUGGUCGACCCUCAAAUGCUGUUGGUCCUGUCUUUACACCAUCUACUAAUAAGAGACCUGGAACUGGGUCUGUCUUAUCGUGUAGCACGGCUAGCUCGACAUCUAUAUCCCUCGUCUCCACCAUGCCUUUUUCCAUUCUGUCUGUUAAAACAUUUUCACUGGCUGAACUUGAUAAGGCCACAAAUAAGUUCAGUUUGAAAAGGGUUCUGGGUGAAGGAGGGUUUGGACGUGUUUUUCAUGGGAUCUUGGAUGAUAGAACUGAAGUUGCUGUUAAAUUGCUUACAAGGGAUAAUCAAAAUGGGGAUCGUGAAUUUAUCGCAGAAGUUGAGAUGCUAAGCCGUUUGCAUCACCGUAACCUGGUGAAACUGAUUGGCAUAUGUGUUGAAGACCACACACGCUGCUUGGUUUAUGAGCUAGUUCCAAAUGGCAGUGUCGAGUCUCAUUUACAUGGUGCUGACAAAAGAAGUGGGCCUCUUGACUGGGAUGCACGAUUGAAGAUUGCACUUGGUGCAGCAAGGGGAUUGGCAUAUCUUCAUGAAGAUUCUAAUCCUCGAGUAAUUCACCGAGAUUUUAAGGCCAGCAAUGUUUUGUUGGAAGAUGAUUUCACCCCCAAGGUUUCAGAUUUUGGUUUGGCAAGAGAAGCUACAGAAGGAAGUCAUCACAUUUCAACACGGGUCAUGGGAACUUUUGGGUAUGUAGCUCCUGAAUAUGCAAUGACAGGACAUCUACUCGUAAAAAGUGAUGUUUAUAGCUAUGGAGUUGUUCUUUUAGAACUUCUCUCUGGGAGGAAACCUGUGGACAUGUCUCAAUCCCCUGGACAAGAGAACCUUGUGACUUGGGCCCGUCCAUUACUAACCUGCAGGGAAGGACUAGCCCAGUUGGUUGAUCCCUCCUUAGCGGGAAACUUCGACUUUGAUGACAUGGCAAAGGUGGCAGCCAUUGCCUCCAUGUGCGUCCACCCAGAGGUGACUCAUAGGCCGUUUAUGGGGGAAGUAGUGCAAGCUCUCAAACUCAUAUACAACGACAACGACGAGACCUGUGGGGAUUGCUGCAGUCAGAAAGAGUCUUCUGCUCGUGACUCUGAUUUCAAAGGCGAGAGCAGUUGGUGGAAUGCUGGUGGGGUUUCUCCACAUAUAACCAUGGAGUAUAGUUCGGGUCCUCUUGAGGAGAUUGAAAACAGACCGUUUUCAGCUUCAGCUUUUACUGGGGGAGGGGGCUUCUUACCCAUCAGCCAUGGCAAUAGGUCGGGUCCUCUGAGGACAGUUCGGAGCAAGCCGUCGUUUUACCGAUUGAAAGGGAGUGUGAGCGAGCACGGUGGACUUCUGUCGAAGGGUGUUUGGAAUGACGGUACAAGUGGGUUUGAGGCUUCAUUUUAGAGUGUUUUUUUAAGUGUACAGUACCGAAUGACCAUGCUAAUUGAAGAAGUGGUCGCUUGGUGUAGCGUAGGAGUUUGCAUUGCUGAUGCGGGUUUCAAAUUUGGGGGAGGAGAGUGAGAGGAAGAGAGAGAGGGCUUUCGGUUCUAAUUUUGAUAAUCUUAAUUCAUUACCAUACGAAGUGAGAUGUAAGUUGGACACUUCUCCGUGUGUUGUAUAUGUGCUAUUAAAGAUUACCUUUUCCAGUUUGGUUCAAUGCUGGAUUGCUUGGGCCGACUCUGUUUCCAAUUC
Rhododendron vialii is the source of this 3122-nucleotide messenger RNA. Its product is annotated as receptor-like serine/threonine-protein kinase ALE2. The coding region runs from base 597 to 2834 and encodes 745 amino acids. The record is from RefSeq and is a predicted model, not a curated record. Gene Ontology annotation, biological process: protein phosphorylation. Lineage: Eukaryota; Viridiplantae; Streptophyta; Magnoliopsida; Ericales; Ericaceae. Gene Ontology annotation, molecular function: ATP binding; protein kinase activity. The transcript is spliced from 8 exons.